UAACAAAUCCUUAACCGAUGAUGAACAGUCUGAUUAUCAACAAGUAUUAGACUCUUAUUCAUAUUCGUGUGGUACUCCGAUUUUUUCUGAAGACCAUUAUUUGAAAGAAGUAAUCUUUGUACGUACACAAAUUAGCUGUGAUUCUCCAAUUGAAAUAUUGUACUAUUCAAGCUACAAAGUAGGAAAUUAUCCAAUUUGUUAUUACUGUGGAAAUAGUGAUAAUUUGAUAACUCUGCUGCAAUCUUUAAAAGAACGUUUUAAGCAAAUCUAUCCAUUAUAUGAAAUUUGUCAAGAAAAUGGAAAAAAUUUUUAUACAAAAGCAGCGAUCAAAACUAAUAAUAAAGCCGUGAAGCAUUUUAAAAAAUAA
Molecule: messenger RNA, 367 nt
Organism: Dentiscutata heterogama
Lineage: Eukaryota; Fungi; Glomeromycota; Glomeromycetes; Diversisporales; Gigasporaceae
Source: the annotation of a GenBank genome assembly